CACAGGCUGCUGGGGUGGGGGGUGUCUGUCUGCUAACAGGCCAGAGACUAGGGCCCAGGAGAGCAGCAGCAGCAGAAAAGGGAAGGGACCUUGUUGACUCACUCUCUGGGCAGCUGAGUGCUUAGUGACAAACAGUAAACAAAGGCGGCAGCAACACGACUGUGGUCUCUCAGCAGACGGACUGGCAAGAGAUCCUUGCUCAUUGUUGGAAAGUUGUUCCAUGGUGAAGGCCUAGACUGGGCCACCGAGACUUCUGGAUGCAGCCUUUGACAAAGGACACAGGCAUGAGCCUGGCUUCUGUGACACUGGCCAGUGUCCUGCAGGUCAGGGGCGAAGCUCUGUCUGAGGAAGAACUCUGGUCCCUCUUGUCACUGGCUGCUGAGCGGCUCCUGGAAGACCUUCACAAUGAUUCCUCGGAUUAUGUGGUCUGCCCCUGGUCAGCCCUGCUUUCUGCAACUGGAAGUCUUUCAUUCCAAGACCAUGUUUCUCACAUAGAAGCUGCUCCUUUCAAGGCCCCUGAAUUGCUACAGGGGCAAGGUGAGGAUGAGCUGCUUGAUGUGUCACAGAUGCAUGUCUAUUCUUUAGGAAUGACUCUCUACUGGACAGCAGGGUUUCAUGUCCCACCAAACCAGCCCUUACAGCUCCAUGAGCCCUUGCACUCCAUCCUUCUGACCAUGUGUGAAGACCAGCCCAGCAGGCGGCGGCCACUACAGUCAAUUCUGGAAGCUUGUCGAGUCCAUCAGGAAGAAGUGGCUGUGUACCCAGCUCCUGCCCAACUUCACAUCAGACGACUGGUGGGCCUGGUUCUGGGAACCAUCUCUGAGAUGGAGAGAAGAGUUGUGGAAGAAAGCACCUGCAUGCAGCAGAGCCGAAGUUACCUGCUCAGGAAGAGGCUGCAAGGGACAAGCAGCGAGAGCCCAGUGGCACCGGCCCUGGAGUGUCUGAAUCUUCUCAGAGUUUCAGACAGAAGUACAGAGACCCAGAGCUCCCUGGAGCCACGCUGGAGUACUUCGGCACACAGUCGCUGCAGCCUCUUUGUUAACAGCACUCUUGCAGGUACAUUUCCCCAUGACCAGCAGGAGGGCCAGCGGCUCUGCCCUGGGUCUGUGCUCUUGGCAGAAGCAGGAAGUUCACAGCUGCCAGCUCCUUCUCAAAGGAAUUUCCUUCAAAGAAAGAAAAAGUUUUCCAGGCCGGAGUUCCUACUACUGGCUGGAGAGGCCCCAGUGACCCUACAUCUACCUGGAUCAGUUGUGACCAAAAAAGGAAAAUCCUACUUGACUCUCAGGGACCUCUGUGUGGUCUUGCUGAGCGGGCAGUGUCUGGAGGUGAAAUGUGAUAUCGAGUCCACAGUGGGAGCUGUCUUCAAUGCUGUCAUGUCCUUCAUCAAUCUUGGAGAGAUCACCUACUUUGGCUUGGCUUACCUGAAAGGCAAAGAGUUCUUUUUCCUGAACAAUGAAACAAGAUUGUGCAAAAUAGCCCCCGAAGGCUGGAGAGAGCAGCUCAUGAAGACCUCCACGGACACCUUCACACUCUUUCUGAGGAUAAAGUUCUUUGUCAGCCACUGUGGGCUGCUACAGGACAGCCUGACAAGGCAUCAGUUUUACCUGCAGCUUCGUAAAGACAUCCUUGAGGAGAGGCUGCACUGCAACGAUGAGACACUGCUACAGCUGGGGGUCCUCGCCUUGCAGGCUGAGUUUGGCAAUUACCCUAAGGAGCAGACAGAAAGUAAGGCAUAUUUUCGAGUUGAAGAUUACAUCCCAGCAAGCCUGAUAGAGAGAAUGACUGCUCUCCAGGUCCAAGUCGAAGUCUCAGAGAUGCACCGGCUCUGUUCUGCACCAUGGGGAGAGGAUGCUGAACUGGAGUUCUUGAGGAUCAUUCAGCAGCUCCCAGAAUAUGGAGUGUUGGUUCACCAGAUUUUCCCAGAGAAAAAAAGGCCAGAAGAGGAGCUGGCUUUGGGCAUCUGUGCUAAAGGUGUCAUAGUAUAUGAAGUGAAAAACAACAGCAGAAUUGCAACUUUGCGGUUUUGGUGGAGAGAAACUGGGAAGAUCUCGACUUAUCGGAAAAAAUUCACCAUCACCAGCAGUGUCACUGGGAAAAAGCACACAUUUGUCACUGAUUCAGCCAAGACAUGUAAAUAUUUACUGGGCCUCUGUUCUGCCCAGCAUGGGUUUAAUGCGCAGAUGGGCUCUGGGCAGAUUCUCCAUAUUUCAGCUGAUCGGGAUAAGUUUGUGCAAAUGGCAAAUUCAAGCCCUGCACAGCAGGCCCAGUCCAAGCCUCUUACAUGGAUUCAGAGAUUGUCAUGCUCAGAAAAUCAGUUGUUCCUACCGAGGUUGCAGGACACCAUAGGCGGCCUGCUGAGUGCGUCACUGGAGAACUUCAACUUGGAAACCAAUAAGGAGACUGGCCCAGAAGGAAUCAGAGACAGCCCCUGCCCUGGCCAGGAGCAGCUGAACAGCACCUGUUUGAUCCAAAAGCCAAUGACCCGUGGCCCACUUUCUGGGCUGCCUUUUCAGACUGUGAACACAGGGUUCCAGAAUAAUAGAAGAAAGAGUGGCAGUGCUGAACCUGGUCGAGAAAUCGUGCAUGUGACCCUGAAGCGUGAUCGCCAUCGUGGUUUUGGUUUUGUCAUUAAUGAGGGUGAAGACAGAGGCCAAUCUAACCCUGGCAUUUUUAUAUCUUCUAUUAUUCCUGGAGGACCAGCAGAAAAAGCAAAAACAAUUAAACCAGGAGGGCAGAUAUUAGCCUUGAAUCACAUUAGCCUGGAGGGCUUCACAUUUAACAUGGCUGUUAGAAUGAUUCAGAAUUCUCCUGACAACAUAGAAUUAGUCAUUUCUCAAUCAAAAGGUGUCUGUGGAAAUAACCCCUGUGAAGGGGUCUUCUCUACCAACAUCCUGAGCAACCAGGGAAACCAGGGAAGUCUAUCAUCACGUACACAGGACCAAGACAGAACUAUUGGAGAGCUGAAAGUGGCUCAGCUACAGAGCUCAAUGCCUCAGCUUUCCUCUCUGCCAUUAAAGGGCUCUUCUUGUCCUCCAUCACCUUCAGAAACCAAUACUGAUAGAAUCUACUUUGUGGAGCUGGUUAAAGAAGAUGGAACACUUGGAUUCAGCGUGACUGGUGGUAUUAACACAAGUGUGCUCUAUGGAGGAAUCUACGUGAAAUCCAUUAUUCCUGGAGGUCCAGCUGCCAAGGAAGGACAGAUCCUUCAGGGUGACCGACUCCUGCAGGUGGAUGGAGUAAGCCUGUGUGGCCUCACCCACAAGCAGGCUGUACAAUACCUCAAGGGUCCUGGGCAGGUUGUAAGACUGGUGUUAGAGAGAAGAGGCCCCAGGACUGCGCAGCAGUGUCCUUCUGCUAAUGACAGGAUGGGAGAUGAACAUGCGGCUGUUUCCUUGGUAACAGCCCUGCCUGGCAGGCCUGUGAGCUGUGUCUCGGUGACAGAUGGUCUUAAGUUUGAAGUCAAACUGAAAAAGAAUAUCAAUGGUUUGGGAUUCAGUUUUGUGCAGAUGGAGAGAGAAAACUGCAGCCACCUCAAGAAUGAUCUCGUGAGGAUCAAGCGGCUCUUUCCAGGGCAACCAGCUGAGGAACAUGGGGCCAUCGCAGUUGGUGACAUUAUCUUGGCAGUCAAUGGAAGGCCCACAGAAGGCCUUCUCUUCCAGGAGGUGCUCCAUUUACUGCGAGGGGCACCACAGGAAGUCACACUCCUCCUUUGCCGACCCCCUCCAGGUGUGCUGCCUGAGAUGGAGCAGGGAUGGCAGAUAUCUGCACUCUCAGCAGACAAAGAACUCACCAGGGCAACAUGUACUGACUCAGAACACAGCCCCAGCCUGGACCAAGAGGACAGAUGGAGGGACAGUGCCUCCCUGGAUGCAGGGGAAGACCUGAAUCUCAGGCCAGAGUCUUUUUACAAGGCCACCAGUGAGGCACAAGGAGGCCAAGACAGAGAGAAACUAUGGGCUGGGUCCUUGACACGUCCUCUGGAGUCCCAUCCUCAUUUAUGUAAACUUCACCAAGAAAUGGAGCCACCAAUAUUGGCUACCUCAUUGGAAAAUGAUCUGAGGCAAAAUUGCUAUUCUGUGUGUGAUAUCAGGAGACUUGGAAGUCCUGAACUGGAUAGAGAUGAUGAGGAAUGUGACGUACAUUAUCCACCUGAAAGCCCUUCCCCCACCUCGGAGGAUGAAGAGUACCUGACGAUCAACUCUGUAUUCGAAGACGAGCUGCCCUGUGCAGACUGUCUGGAGGCAGAUUCAGGGACCAUUCCCUUGCCACAGUUCUGUUCUUGGGGCCCUCUCCCAGAGCCUUUGCUUCUGGAAGGGUCCCAUGAGAGUGACAGUGAAUGGGAAGACCUGGAAGAGCCUGUGGAUACAGAUGAUGGUAGCCUCAGUCCUUGUUCCAUGAAAGACCUACCAGACAGGGACUGCCAUCAUAUUCAUUUUACACAGGACAUUUGGGGCUUCUCCAAGGUCAAAUGGUGAAUAUAGAGAAUGAUACAGUCUCCUGAGACAGAAACUGAGGUCUGCGAGGACAUCCUUUGACAGAAGAGCCCACAGAUGAUGGUGGUCCACAAAACAUACCUACAGGCUCUGCCACCAGGGAAGAAGCCUGUGGUUCCUGGUCCCUGAGAGGACAACCUAGGGUGGAGCACCUGGCCCAGUUGUUAAGAGCUCACUUUAAAAACAUCAUGCCUAUCAUUUCCAAGACUCAUUUUGAACACUCUGGGAUUUACAUCAAUCAAAGCUUUGUAUGCAUGAGGAUGGGGUGGCUUCCUCUCAUGAAAGGAGUUGGGAAUAAACCAUUUUCAUCAAGAUUUCAGGGUGCAGUGGUGCACACCUGUAAUCAUAGUUACUGUGGGUGGGGAUGCUAAGGCAGAAGGAUCCCAAGUUCAAAGCCAACCUGGGCAGCUUAGUAAGACUCUAUCAAAAUAAAAGACUGGUUGUAGCUUAGCGGUAACGUGCUUGUUUAAUGUAUGUGAAGCCCUGCAACCCCCAGUAAUUAACUGAGGCUCAAUCCCCAGUAUUUGAAAAGAAAAAAAAAAGUAGGGUAGGGCAAAGUCUUUGCACUAGCACACACUUUCUAGGACAAAUACAAAGUUCUAGUUUGUAUUUUUUAGUUUCCUAUUGGUCAAAGGAGUUUCUGUUGUUAUCAAAGUACCACCAGUUUGCUGGAAGGAAUCUGCUAAGAAGCUUGAUUCAAAGGCCAUGGGGGAAAUGUGUUUUGAUAUCUAUCUGUAUCCUUCCUAUACAUCUUCAUAGUAAUACAUUCUCUUAAAAGGACUUUUUCUUUUGUACUUAAAUACAAUUCUAAUGAUUAUAUGGAAGAAAAAUAAGAUAGGAACAUCUAAUAAUAAAAAAAGAGUGAAGUACUAGAUCUAGCAUUGCUAGGUGUUAAAACAUUAACUGUAGAAUUAACAAAUGCACAAA
Molecule: messenger RNA, 5420 nt
Organism: Ictidomys tridecemlineatus (thirteen-lined ground squirrel)
Lineage: Eukaryota; Metazoa; Chordata; Mammalia; Rodentia; Sciuridae
Gene: Frmpd2
Product: FERM and PDZ domain containing 2
Cellular component (GO): cytoskeleton
Molecular function (GO): protein binding
Source: RefSeq, a predicted model, not a curated record